Paraglomus brasilianum is the source of this 156-nucleotide messenger RNA. The record is from the annotation of a GenBank genome assembly. NCBI's taxonomy places the organism in Eukaryota, Fungi, Glomeromycota, Glomeromycetes, Paraglomerales, Paraglomeraceae.
AUGCAAUGCAUAUGUAGGAACACUAUUCUCUCUCAAAGUGAAAUAAUCACAGAUGAAGAAAUAAUCCAGUUAGAAACAGAUGAGAAGGAUAAGUCAGAGCCUGAGUUAUCUGAUUUAUCCAUUGUGCUACCUGGAAUUCAUGUGGGAAAGAAAUAA